AUGCCUGCCGCCCCGAUCGAUGUAUCGUAUGCAAUCAGAUACAUUUCUGAUAGAAUUGCCAAUUAUGAUAAGCCAGAGUGCCUGGGUAACUGGUGCCAGGAGGUCGUGAAGAAAUCUAAAUCUCGCAGUUCGCGGAAUAAGACUAUUCUAAGAGAUGGAAUCUUCAGAAGACUCAAAAGAAUUGAAAAACUGGAAGGAUAUUCGUUGAUGGAGAAAUUACAGUUGGCUUUCAUUUUCAGUCGUUCUGUCAGUGAUGAAUUGGUUCAAAUACUGAAAGAUGCAAAAUUCGAAAUCCAACAGGACGAAAAAGGCAGAAUAAGCCGCUUCAGAACGGAAGAUGGAACAAUCGUUCGAUCUUCCGAUCACCACAGAGACGUAAAAUAUUUCCAAGGAGUCCGCUGUCUGAAUACUCCAUGGCAGAGGUAUAUGGCUCGGGAGAAGGAACAUGGUCAGCAAGACGUGGAGAAUAAGAAUCCAAAUUCGGAGAUGAUGGAAGAACCAGACCCAAUAGAGUCAGAAGAAAUUGACGAUCCAGAAGAAGAUAUUCCAGUGGAGCUGACCAUUGGCGAAGAUGUCCGUCAUGCAGCAUUCAAUGGACAUAUCAAUUAUGAAGAGCUGGAUGCACAGGAAUUUUUUUAUCCGGGAUUUUCACAAAUUGGUGAAUCAGAGCCGCUCGUAAAGCGUGCGAAAGCAGAACAGUUAGUAUCGGAAGUUGUGACGCCGGAUAAUCAGAACGCUACCGUCCAGCCACUUCUUGUAGAAGCUACGCCAACGAUCAAGACGCCAGAUGAGCCAAAAAUCAGUGUCAUGUCUCUUGUCACUCACAUCAAACACAUCGCAAUGUACUAUAAGCUGGAGAAACUAGGAAACAAGGCUUCGCAAGCAAUAGAGAAGAUGAACAAAACGGGAGAAGACAAGGUUCCAUCAAAUCUCAUCUCCGAAAGCUUGACCAGUUUGAUGAUAGCCACUGGAUUUUACAAGCAACUGGAAUAA
Messenger RNA from Caenorhabditis briggsae, 993 nucleotides. Lineage: Eukaryota; Metazoa; Nematoda; Chromadorea; Rhabditida; Rhabditidae. The record is from RefSeq and is a predicted model, not a curated record. The transcript is spliced from 4 exons. Bases 1 to 993 code for a protein of 330 amino acids.